Dictyostelium discoideum AX4 is the source of this 432-nucleotide messenger RNA. RefSeq lists its product as hypothetical. NCBI's taxonomy places the organism in Eukaryota, Evosea, Eumycetozoa, Dictyosteliales, Dictyosteliaceae. The transcript is spliced from 2 exons. The record is from RefSeq and is a predicted model, not a curated record. The coding region runs from base 1 to 432 and encodes 143 amino acids.
AUGGAUUCUGAUAAUAAAACCGAUUCAAAUUCUGGUUCAAAUAAUUAUUUUGAACAAUUAAAAGAUUUUGCAUAUAAAUCAUGGGAAAAAUUUGAAGAACAAUAUGAAAUAAGUAAAACUAAAAUGGAAGAAGGAUAUGAAAGCGCAAAAGAAAAACUUGAUGAACAAUAUGAAUUAAAUAAAGUUAAAAUGGAUGAGAGUUAUGAAAUUGCCAAAGAAAAAGCUGCAGAGAGUUAUCAAUAUACAAAAGAAAAAAUAAAUGAAGGUAUUCAGAUAUCAAAAGAACAUAUCACCAAUUUUGGAAACGCUAUAAAUGAAAAAUUACCUGAAAAAUAUCAAUACCAUCCAGAAAAUUCAUCAUCAUCAAAUAAAAUAGUUGAAGAGAUAAAAAAUGAUAAUGAAAAUCCAACAAAUAAUAAUGAUAAACUAUAA